AUGAGUGUAAUUGAAGAUAACUUCAUUACGUGUGGUAUAAAUGACCGAGGGAAUGCUAACCGAAACUUGAGGAAUGACAGACAAUUUAGCAAAUCCAUAAGUAUUGACCAUAAAAAUAGCUGCGACGGUAAUAUUCGAAAUUGUAAAGUGGGACAGGUUGAAUUUCUACCUCUUAUGAUUGCUAAAUCUCGCCAUGACACUGCUAACUCUAAUUGUACUAACGGCGACGCUGACGCUAUUAUGAGCAUUGCAAAUGCCGACUAUCGCAAAAAUACCUUCCAAUCCAUUUACUACCAGCAGGAAGAAUUGCCUGAAGUGGCAUCACUCCCAUACGGGUUGGUGGAUUGUGAUAAUGGUACUAGUGACGAGAUUACUUCAAAAAAGGUGUUGGACGAUGCUCUGGGUUAUAUUAAUGGAACAAAGAAAACCUGGGUGCACGAUUUUACCGUACUUACGAACAUACAAAUUGCAAUAAAUGAGGACAAUGCGGCACUCCUAGAUUGGGAUUUCAUAUUUCCAGUGAUACAGUUUGUAUCAGAACAUAUUAAAAACAUUAGGUCCACCGUAGCCAAGAACGCAAUUCUCACGGCACAUGUUAUAGGCAUAAAAGCACAUGAUUCAACUAGCAAGAUCAAGAUACAACUUCUACCAUCAUUAUUCUCAGCUAGCAUAUGCGAAAAGAUCGUAAUUAGAAAACCAGCAAAUGAUGCACUGGAUGAUUUUUCUCGAUCAUGCAGAAAUUGGUCUGAUUCGCCUUACCUAUGGGCACUUUGCCUAUUCUCCCGCGAUAGGAAUGCAAGAAUAUGCGCUGUAGCUGCUAGACUAAUAAAUUUGUUCAUCAAAAGCAUUGACAAACACCAACUCUCGAAGGUAGAAAUCAACCAGUUAAAUCAAUACCUCAACUUAGGCUUAGGGGGGAAACUAGCAGAUACAAGACGUCAUUUUGUAGACACGGUGGAGUAUCUCCUUGAUAAUAAAAAUGAUUCGGAAAUUAAAAAAUGGCUAUUUACACUCAGUAUGGGUACCCCCUUGUAUUCACUCGUAUCGUUGCGCGAAGUGAAGUCCACCACUUCUUAUGGCACUACUAGUGAUUGCGAAGUUACAGGUGGCAUUAAUGGCCUGAAGAGGAGGCCACUCAGCAACUUUUUAAAUAAAACAAGAGUAAAUGUUAAGCCCAUGGAGCACAGUUUAGACGGGACUCCCUCUCUCAUAACUCAUACAAGCGACCCGAAAGCCGGCACCAAGGAGAUUGAGAUGAAGCUUAAAUUGAAGGGUUACGAAGCGGAUUCAGAGUGUGAAACGCCCAAUUGGUGUUGCGAUAACCGAUUUGGGUCGAAGGACUCGUGUUUUUUAGCAAUAUCACGGAUACUAAAAUGA
This is a messenger RNA of Babesia microti strain RI, 1377 nucleotides long. Its product is annotated as conserved Plasmodium protein, unknown function. Lineage: Eukaryota; Apicomplexa; Aconoidasida; Piroplasmida; Babesiidae. The record is from RefSeq and is a predicted model, not a curated record. The transcript has 2 exons. The coding region runs from base 1 to 1377 and encodes 458 amino acids.